CUUGCAGAAUAAAAUGACCACCAGGUGGUGAGAAUUGAGUGUGUGUUGACUUUCUUCAUGAGGGCUGAGAGAUGACCAUGAACGGCCGCUGGUCCUUCAACACCUUGGCUGUCAUCUUUAUUUUGCUGUCCAAUGCAGCUCUCUCAGCACAUUUCAGAGUCUGUGAACCUUACUCCGACCACAAGGGGCGCUAUCACUUUGGUUUCCACUGCCCUCGACUCUCGGACAACAAGACCUACAUGUUCUGCUGUCACCAUAACAACACAGCCUUCAAGUAUUGCUGCAACGAAACUGAAUUUCAAAGCGUGAUGCAGGUCAACCUCACCACCAAUUCAGACGGCUUUGCUCACAAUAACUACACCGCCCUCAUCGGUGUGUGGAUUUACGGAUUUUUCGUCAUGGUCCUCUUGGCUUUGGACUUCCUGUACUACUCGGCUAUGAACUAUGAGUUGUGCCGGGUCUACCUGGAGAAAUGGGGGCUUGGAGGACGGUGGCUCAAACAGGCCAGGAGUCAAUGGCACAGCGCGGCGGCUCAGGAGGGCGAACACAACAUGGGAUCAGGCCUGAGUCACCACCAACAUGCACGGCACAGUUUGAGAGGAGAAGCACAGAGCCCUACACGCUUGACCUUCCAGACCUCAACAGCCUGAUAUCCAGCUUUGAUCCCAAGGAUAUACUUAGUAUUACAAAAGGAGGGACAGCCAGGAAAUGGAGAUUUUAUAUUCAGAGACUCUUCUGCUGGUCCCAUCUACAUUUAGGACACGGACUGUGCCGGCUACCUCCUGCAGCUCUGCUGGAUGGCAUUCUCUCCACAUGCAGACGCUGAUGCGGAGACUGAAAGCUGCAAAUGAGUUUCUCUGCCCAAUCAAAAGAGGCUUGUUAAGCUGGAUCUACUUUUCGACAGCUGUUGAAGGACUUUAAUGAGACUGUUGUCUUUGACGCCCACUAUCUUGCCUUGUCAUGACAGAUGUUAGGACUUAGAUGCAGGGAAUAGGACUUUGCUAAAAGAUAGAGAAGAGGCCGCUGUGUCCAUAAAUAUCUACAGUAUAUGUUUGCACUGCUCUGAAGCUAUUGGUUGGCUUUUAUUGAAGUAGCGAAAAAAUUAUCAUUUGGAUUUGACCCAACAGGAUCAAACAAGACAUUUUAAACUGCAGUUAAUAUAAAAAAAUAUAUAUUUCAUACAGUGUUAAGGCACGGUCACAUUUAACAUUGUUCUGUGAAUUUUGUGGGCGAAAUAUCAUGAGGGCAAGAAAUAUGAGUUACGUGGAUUCGCCAUGUUGAAAGCACUUGACUAUCGCUGAAGUACAAUAGAAAGUUGUCCGCAAAAUUUUACUGAAAUUUCGCUGAAGUGACCGAAACAUUUAGACUUAAUUAAAUAUGAUUUGGAAUUUUCUAAUUCUGGUUCCAAGAAGUGACAUCACCAUUUUAGAAUACUUUGUCUACUUCAGAAAUUUUAAGCCGGGGAAAUAAUAAAAAAAAAAACAAUAGAUAAAGAAGAAGAACGUUCAUUUAUUGACCAUAAGACCCUGAAACUUGACUUCAUGGAGUGUAGAUAUGAAAAGUCAGAUGCCUGUGAGUUCACUUCAUUGUAGAAAUACAGCAACAUUUUUUUUAUCCCUAUGUGCACUGAGUUGAAACCAACUAGACAUAAGUAAAAGUAUCCACUGUUAGGCUGUGAGUAUUCACCUGCAAUAACACACAGCGUUGUGCUGAGAUGUGUUGUGUAAAGAGGAGAAAUUCUUGUGAUCUUGUUUAUAUAUUUAAGGUGAAACUAAUAGUUUUUCUCAAUGUGGAGGGAAGAGAGAUGUGUUAUGUUUUGGAGAAAUAAGUUAUAAUGGUUAAAAACUGCCUUACGGUAAAUCUGUAGUACAUGCCUAGCACCUUGUUCUGUGAUAGUGGUUGGUACCUCAGUUGAAGUGUGAUCUGGCCGUCCACCUGUUAAACUCUCUCUGUUUUUAUUAUAGGGUCAGUGGGCGGGUGGGAGUCAGCGGAGUUCUAAUUGCACUUGUUAACUUUUUACUGUUAUAAUCUGGGAGAAAUAAAGAUUUAUCUUUUGCAGUGUUUU
Messenger RNA from Carassius gibelio (silver crucian carp), 2065 nucleotides. RefSeq names its product protein shisa-like-1a. The coding region runs from base 72 to 650 and encodes 192 amino acids. Lineage: Eukaryota; Metazoa; Chordata; Actinopteri; Cypriniformes; Cyprinidae. The transcript has 4 exons. The record is from RefSeq and is a predicted model, not a curated record.